Messenger RNA from Anopheles coluzzii, 2098 nucleotides. Its product is annotated as ionotropic receptor 75a-like. The transcript is spliced from 4 exons. Gene Ontology annotation, cellular component: membrane. The coding region runs from base 34 to 1215 and encodes 393 amino acids. The record is from RefSeq and is a predicted model, not a curated record. NCBI's taxonomy places the organism in Eukaryota, Metazoa, Arthropoda, Insecta, Diptera, Culicidae. Gene Ontology annotation, molecular function: ligand-gated monoatomic ion channel activity.
AUACACAGCUAUCAGCUGGUGAAGUUGCUUGAGAUGAAGCUGAAUUUCAAGCUCAUAGUGAUAUUAACCGAAGAUUGGCGAUUUGAUCUGAUCGGCAAAAACUCAUCACGAGGUGUAGUGGGCCAGAUACAAACCAAACAGGUCGAUUUUGCGACCACUCCCUUCGCAAUCACGCCGGAGCGUAUCGCGAUCUUCGAAACCACCAUCGAAAUAGCGCACGGAACGUAUGACUUCUACACCGUGUUCCGGCAUCCGAAAAGUUUAAACAAUAGCAACAUCUUUAUGCUUCCGUUCACGACCAAUGUUUGGCUUGCUAUUACCCUGAUCUUUGGCGCGGUAGCACUACUGAUCGCCCUGCUGAUCGUCUGCUUCAACCGGACAGGUCGCAGUAGGUCGCAGUCAACCUUCGAAUGGCUGGUAGAACAGUCGCUGCUCGGUACGCUGGGGAUGGUGUGCCAGCAGGGCAUCCACCAUCGCAUCAUUUGGUGGAGCUCGAACCAAGUGCUGGUACUGGUCGCGAUGUGCUCCUCGAUGAUCCUGUUCCAGUUUUACUGCUCCUUCAUCGUGGGCUAUCAGCUGAUCACACCGCCAAAGACGAUCAACACGCUGCAGAAGCUGGUGGACAGCGAGAUACAGAUGACGGUCGAGAAUCUGAGCUACCAGCAUGACUUUUUUCGCCGUACCAACAAUCCGGCCGCCUUGAAGCUGUACGAAACGAAGAUUCUGCCCAACAGGUAUGGAGGAUUCGUGAACCUGUCGUUCGGUAUGCAGCUGGUCCGGCAGGGCGGGUAUGCGUUUCACUGUGAAACUUCGUACGGCAAUGCACUCAUCAUAGAAACGUUCACCGAGCGGGAAAUCUGUGAUCUGCAGCAGGUCCAGCUCUAUCCCCAGCGUCCCGUCCAUCUGCCCCUGAUCAAGGGCAGCCCAUUGCGGGAACUGUUCAAGGUGAACCUGCAGCUGAUCAAGGAAAGAGGUCUGCUGGCGUACCAUCACGCUCGAUACUACACGCCCCGGCCCAAGUGUAACAAACAGAGCAGUACGCACACCGAGCAGAUCUAUCUGGCGGAUGUGAGGUUCGCGUUUGUACUGCUGGCCGCUGGUAUGGCCGCCAGCGCAGCAUUACUCGGGUCGGAGCUUGUAUUCUUGCACCUACGUACCUGGUGGCACGAGCGGCAGAUACGAGCCAUUCCGGCGGGGUUCCGUUGGCUUAAUUAAACAGGCACAAUGACGAUGGGCGGAGUGCCCCUUCGAUAUGCGAUGCUUAACACAACAUGCAAUUGUUCGCGAAUUUCAAAAUGGUGUAAAACUAGCGUAGAUUCCAGCACCAUAUUUAACAAACUCCAGCGGGUAAUCACAACACUAUGAACUCGUCAGCACAUGUGUUAUCCUUAGAAACUACGGCACACAGCACUACUUCUUUAUCAAAACCACUUAAUCGUUGACUAUCCCAAACUAGCCCGUCGGAACACGUUGCAUAUUAAACGCAAAUACACGAGAACUAGUCGUCAACGCUGCCGCUUAUUUCGCUAUUUCCCCCGAGAAACAGAAGGUGAAACUUUCUCAAAAUUUAUUUCCUACAACACUUGCUGUACUUAGCCCGGCUGCAACGACGGACCGGUGGUAAUUGUCACAUUGUACCUUUUCUGUUGAUAGUAAUCAUGCCGAGGGAUUGGUUUCGUUUGUCGUCACACGGUGUAAAGGCUGGAACGUUUGGAAAACGUUAAGGCCGGGCUACAUUGAUCGUACUCGCAAGUGUAAUUUCGAUUUUCACUAGCGCAUCUGGCGGCGGCUGGUGGAAGCUUUGUUUGGUCGUCGGGGGAAUGGUCGUGUUGGAUCUCAAAGUUAAUUAGUUUUUUCACCGUUUUUUGAUGCGAAAACGGCUGAAAUACUUGCAAAACAUAUUCAUCUAUCAAUUACAAAGCUUUUCCAAUCCAGUUAAGGUAAAAAACAUGGAAAAAUAACAUAUUUUCUGAAGCGGCUCCAAAUUGUUUGGAAAAAUGCUUCGGUCAGCCGCCGCCAGAUGCGCUAGUGAAAAUCAAAAUUACACCAGAGAGUACGAUCAAUGUAGCCCGGCCUUUACAUCCGUUGCCACGCGGGA